AUGAAUAUGGCGAGCUCAUCCGCGGGCUAUUUCCCGUCAGCAGAGCAAGGAAGCUCGUCGUCCUCCAGUCGAAGCCCUCCCAAUCCCGCCAUAGUCGAAGAUGAUAGCGACAUUGACGAUCCAGUCGCAAGCUAUUCCAAAGACCGAACAGUACUUUCUGAAGAUCCUCUUGAUCAGGAUGGCGAAGACGUAGUAUCCUUCAAGCGCAGACCGAAACAAACUGCAGCGACUAGGCUGUUCUCGGCGUUCUCUGGCAGCGUUUCCAAUUCUCGACAGCCUACGCCUUCACCCAGAGCAGGAACUCCGCUAGGACUGCAUACAUUUGGGGAGAAUAGAGGCGGAUCGGGAAAUGCAGGCACAAAAGAUGGAGGGCCAAUGGACUGGUACGCUGAGGGUCCCGGACGCAGAGUCGGCUACGAAGAUAUGACGGCAAUUGACUGGAUCUUCGAGUACACGAAGGAGCGGCAACGCCUACGGAUACUCUAUUCAAAUGCUACUGGCUUGGUUGGAUAUGCGCGGCAGUUCUUGGAUGCCAGUCAGGUCUGGGUUAUUCUGAUUCUGGCGGGUUUGGCAACCGGAACAUUCGCUGCUGCAAUCGAUAUCAUCACUGACUGGCUGGCUGAUUUGAAGACCGGAUAUUGUUCUGCUGGGGAGGAUGGAGGACAUUUCUACUUGAACAAACAUUUCUGUUGUUAUGGCUACGAUGGCUUUGCGCAGUGUAGGGACUGGGUUCCAUGGAGCCUCGCACUUCAUACAACUUCGACGGGUGGUAAAUGGUUCAUAGAAUACUUCUUUUUCAUAGCAUUUUCGGUUUGUUUUGCCAUAACGGCAAGUCUAUUGGUAAAAGAGUACGCUCUGUACGCGAAACAUAGUGGUAUCCCCGAGAUCAAGACUGUUCUUGGAGGAUUUGUCAUACGUAGAUUUAUGGGUACUUGGACAUUGGUUAUUAAAUCACUUGGACUUUGCUUGGCAGUAGCAUCUGGUAUGUGGCUGGGCAAGGAAGGUCCACUGGUACAUGUUGCAUGCUGUUGCGCCAAUCUAUUCAUGAAAUUAUUUGGAAACAUUGAUGGCAAUGAAGCUCGGAAACGAGAGGUCCUGUCAGCCGCAGCGGCUGCUGGAAUAUCCGUUGCGUUUGGAUCUCCAAUUGGCGGUGUGCUAUUCAGUCUCGAACAACUAUCUUACUACUUCCCUGACAAGACGAUGUGGCAGAGUUUCGUCUGUGCCAUGACCGCGGCUGUGACCCUGCAAGCAUUCGACCCAUUUCGAAGCGGCAAGCUUGUAUUGUAUCAAGUAACGUACAGUACAGGUUGGCAUGGAUUUGAGAUGAUUCCUUUUGCCUUACUUGGUAUUUUCGGAGGUCUCUACGGCGGUUUGUUCAUCAAAAUGAACAUGAAAGUCGCUCAGUGGAAGAAGCGAGCAACUUGGCUACCCGGGCCAAUUACUCAAGUUGUGAUUGUGGCCCUUCUAACGGCGCUGAUUAACUACCCUAAUUUCUACAUGCGGGCCCAGUCGUCUGAGCUGGUAUACUCACUCUUCGCAGAGUGCUCAAAGGUAGUGGAUGACCAGUUUGGUCUUUGUAAGACCGGCUCUGCGACAGUGGGCACCAUCUUUCUUCUCAUAUUUGCAGCCAUUCUUGGAUUCUUCCUUGCCUCGAUUACCUUUGGACUUCAGAUACCUGCCGGAAUUAUCUUGCCAUCUAUGGCUGUUGGCGCUCUGUUCGGAAGAGCAGUUGGGAUCAUCAUGGAAAUAUGGGUGCACAAUCACCCAAAUUUCUUUCCAUUCAGUUCUUGUGAACCCGAUAUGGCAUGUGUGACACCCGGGACUUAUGCAAUCAUUGGAGCGGCAGCUGCCCUCGGAGGAGUUACUCGCAUGACAGUCUCUAUCGUAGUCAUAAUGUUUGAGCUCACAGGUGCUCUGACAUAUGUUCUACCUAUCAUGAUUGCUGUAAUGGCAAGCAAGUGGGUUGGGGAUGCCUUUGGUAAAAAGGGUAUCUACGAAAGCUGGAUUCACUUCAACGAAUAUCCGUAUCUUGAUAACAGCGAAGAAAACGUCAUUCCGGAUAUUCCUGUCAGUCAGAUCAUGACACGCAUUGAGGAUCUCGUGGUUUUGACGGCAACUGGACACACCAUCCAAUCCUUAUCAGAGGUUCUUGCGACACAUCCUUAUCGUGGUUUUCCUGUUAUAUCAGAUCCAAGGGACGCGAUUCUACUCGGGUAUAUUUCCCGCGCCGAACUGGAAUACAAUUUACGGUCCUCGACCAAGCUCCCAAGGUCUCUUCCGCCUGAGACUGAAGCAUUCUUCUCGCAUCAACCACUGGCAGAUCCUCGAACGACGCUGGACUUGAGACCAUGGAUGGACCAAACACCUCUCACCCUCCCCGCUAGAUCCAAUCUGCUCCUCACUGCCAACUAUUUCCAGAAGCUUGGGUUGCGAUACGUGCUGUUCAGCGACCGCGGGGUCUUACAGGGUCUGUUGACAAAGAAGGAUGUCUGGUACGUGCUGAAUGGAGCGGAAGAGACGAGAAGGACGAUGGGUGCCGACGGAGUAUCCGUGAACACUGGCCUUACAAGAGAAGGCCGAGAAGGAGAAGAGCGGGGACUACUGGGGAGAGAUGGCGACAGUGUAGAUAACAUGCCCCUGAGUCCAAGGGAGCAUGAUACGCCUAUAUUAUGA
Molecule: messenger RNA, 2673 nt
Organism: Cadophora gregata
Lineage: Eukaryota; Fungi; Ascomycota; Leotiomycetes; Helotiales; Ploettnerulaceae
Exons: 6
Coding region: 1-2673 (890 amino acids)
Biological process (GO): chloride transport; transmembrane transport
Cellular component (GO): Golgi apparatus; membrane; early endosome
Molecular function (GO): voltage-gated chloride channel activity
Source: RefSeq, a predicted model, not a curated record